Symbiodinium natans is the source of this 411-nucleotide messenger RNA. Lineage: Eukaryota; Dinophyceae; Suessiales; Symbiodiniaceae. The record is from the annotation of a GenBank genome assembly.
AUGCUUGUGUUGCCCAAUCUCGCCUUCAAGGUUGCUGAUGUAUCCGAGGUGAUCACCGACCCCCUCUACGUCAUGUCCACGGCGGAGCUGGUGCAGUGGCUCAACACGACGCACCCCUACAAGAGCUUUCAGGAAAGGGCAGGGCAGACGUUCGGCCCGUACCCUCGCCUUGCGAAGGAGGUGCAACGUCGCCGAAUGGAUGGGAAGGGGUUCUCGGCCUGGGAAGUGAAGGGGGACGGCGAGGGCAAGUAUGAGAUGCUGGAGGUGUCGGGUGCGGAGUAUCGUCCUUUCUUCGAUGCGCUUUCAUCUCGCUUCGACAUGCCUCCUCGACCGGGCUUGUGGGGUCAAGUCUCCAAUGAGGACCCCUACAUCAUCAAGGUAACCUUGGAAGACCCCGAGGGAUGUGACUAA